AUGUCGAUUCUCUCUCUUCAAAACGCACUCAUCGCUGAUAGCGAUUGUAUCAUCUCCGAAGAACAUUCCAUUACCCAGCCUAUCACGAUCCUCGAUUCUAGAUGCCUCCGUGCUCCAACACCACACCCCGAGUCCAGUGUUACUGAAGUCGCUCAUACUCGCAUUCCUGCGAUCGAGAUCGAUGACCAGAACUCCAUCCCAGGUUAUCUUGCCGCUUUGAAUGCGAACCUCGACCCAUCUUUCCCCGUCGAUAUGACAGUCUUCGAAUCCUUCUUCCUGCCACAGCUAGACCAUCAAUCGAAGGGAAAGGUCAUUUCCAUAUUGGCAAAAGCUUUUGUCGAUCUUCAAUCCGUUGGCUCCGAGGACGUCAUCUUGAAGCCAAUGAAUCGUAACAAAGGACAUGUACAGAAGUAUAUGGUGGCACUUGUUGGUGUUGGGAGUGCUUUACUUGGUGCAGUUGCCAUGUUUCUCGUGCUCGCCUUCUUCUAG
Messenger RNA from Lentinula edodes (shiitake mushroom), 489 nucleotides. RefSeq lists its product as uncharacterized. NCBI's taxonomy places the organism in Eukaryota, Fungi, Basidiomycota, Agaricomycetes, Agaricales, Omphalotaceae. The transcript has a single exon. The coding region runs from base 1 to 489 and encodes 162 amino acids. The record is from RefSeq and is a predicted model, not a curated record.